GGAAGUUUUUCCUAGCAUUCAGAAAGCAGGAAGGCAAAGGACAAGGUCCAGGGCCAGGGCGCGGAAUUGCCAAAAUUUAGGCUGAGCUUUCACUGGUUCCGUCUGUUUCCAAUCCAAGUCCGGGCGGCAUUUCAGCUGAGCUGGCCAAGGAAUCCGCUUGUCUAAACGCAGCAUUGGGGCGCUAUGGGGUGCGCUGAGAGCAAGGAGCCCGAGGAUCCUGCAGACGCUGCAGAGGCCGCAGAGAGGGCAGCCGAAAGGUCUCAGAAUCAGGACAUCGAGAAGGACAUCAAGCGGCAGGAUAAGGAGGAAGAGAAGAUCCAAAAACUGCUCCUACUGGGUGCCGGCGAGUCUGGCAAGAGUACGAUAUUCAAACAGGUCAAAGUGCUAUAUCAGUCAGGGUUCACUGACGCAGAGAGGGCGGAGUUCCGCAGGAUCGUGCACUCAAAUGUCUAUCAGUCCAUCAGAAUCCUGCUCGAGGGCCUGGACGCCUUUCAAGAAAGCUCGGGAGCUGGAACGACGUAUACUUUGAAGGAGGAGAACCAGAUGUUGGCAGAGAAGGUUGAGGACAUUGCUCUCCAACCGCCCGGAGACAUGCCCGUGUUGGAUGAGAUUCUGGCGGCGGAGAUCAGCCAGGUUUGGAUGGACCCCGCAGUCCAGGCGGUGUUCGACCGAGCCAACGAGCUCCAGCUGCCCGACUGCGCGGCUUACUUCCUGAAUGACGUCAUGCGGCUCGGCAGGCCCGACUACCUUCCCACACAGGAGGACAUCCUGUUCGCCCGAGUACGGACAACGGGUAUUGCUGAGACAGAGUUCAGCCCUCCAAAGGAGAGCGGCGUUGUAUCGGGCACGUACCGGAUAUUUGACGUUGGAGGCCAGCGGAACGAGCGGAAAAAGUGGAUCCACCUUUUCGACAACGUGACAGCCGUCAUCUUCUGCAUCGCACUCAGCGAGUAUGAUCAGACGCUCUUUGAGGACGAGACGGAGAACCGGAUGGUGGAGGCCAAGAAUUUGCUGGAGGAGAUGCUGCAACACCCGGCCUUCAAGAACGUCUCCUUUUUGCUCUUUCUCAACAAGUACGACCUCUUCGAGAAGAAAGUCCGGAGAGUCUCCCUUACGCAGUGCCCCUGGUUCUCAGACUACACCGGCUCUCCCGACCCCGAUGUUGCCUUCAGGUAUGUCACAGCAAAGUUCCAACAACUCUUUGAGAAUUACAACCCGCCAGGCCAAUUCGCCAAGCGGUUUUUCGCGGUCCCCACAACUGCCACGGACUCGAACAAAGUCAACAAGGCCAUCUUAGAGGCAGUCAAGGAGAUUUUCGUCUUCAAGCAACUAGAGUCCGGCGUCGUUUAGCGGUGGCUUCCACCACCAGAUUCUGGGGCCACACCCAAGCUCGUUGCAAGGCAAUCAAACCCAUUUCCCUUUUAUGGAACAUGAAGUGUCCGGUUGAGGGCAAAGAAAGGCGGCAGAGGUUCCCCCUCCGACAAUCUCACAGACAAAGCGGACCGUCAUGACAAGGCCCGGACUCGCUGCCCUGCGGCCAAUGUCCUUUGGAUUACAGAAAACGAAACGAAUGGAGUCGUGUGAGCACGUCAUAUUUGGCGGGAGAAGUUCAGAAGUUCGGAUGAUCGCUUCGCUUCUUGUUAUAUCUUUUGUGCAUGAGCUUGCAAGAAGGAACGUGC
Klebsormidium nitens is the source of this 1679-nucleotide messenger RNA. Lineage: Eukaryota; Viridiplantae; Streptophyta; Klebsormidiophyceae; Klebsormidiales; Klebsormidiaceae. The record is from the annotation of a GenBank genome assembly.